AUGCUACCUUAUUUCGACUAUCAAUUUCGUGUUAUCAUAAUUGGUGAUAGUAUGGUUGGGAAAUCCUCCUUAAUGAAAAGUUUCGUAGAAGGGAAUUUCACUCCUGUUUCAGAUCCCACUAUUGGAGUUGAUUUUUUCUCACGAACUGUUCGAAUCCAAGAGGAGGUCUUCGUUAAGUUGCAAUUAUGGGAUACUGCAGGUCAAGAAAAGUUUAGAACAAUAACUUCGUCUUAUUAUCGCAAUUGUGUUGGUGUUGUAGUUGUGUUCGAUCUUACUGACAGAGAGACAUUUGACCAUGUUGCUGAUUGGUAUGAAGAAGCUCGUGGUUCAAUUAAGUGCUCUGCUCCUGUGUUUAUAAUAGUUGGUCAUAAAGCUGAUCGUCGUGAUGAAAGACAAGUUACCAAAAUUGAAGCAGAGUCUCUUGCACAGCGACUUGGUGAUUAUAUCUACAUUGAAACAUCUUCACUUACUGGCCAAAAUAUUGAGAAAACUUUUGAACUACUAGCUGAAGGCAUUUACUCCAAUGUUAUUAAAGGAAGUUACAAUGAGUUAUGCGCAGGUGGUGUUUGGGAUGGUGUUAAACAGGGACAUAAUGCAGCAUUGGCUGCUUCUUUAGCAAGUAGAUCAAUACAAUUUGAUCGAAAUGAACCGAAACCUUAUGGUGACUGUUGUUAAAGUAUUAAAUAAAUAUCCAUUUGCAUUCUACACAGUUGACAUAUGCAUUCGUUUCUUAAAAUGUGUGAAUAAUCUCUUUUUGGUUCUAUAAUUAAUAAAGAAACCUGAUCAUUAUAUUCAUUAAUUAUCUAUGCUUAAUCAACUAAUACAUUAAUUUGACCUAAUUCUAUCAAGAAAGCUAAUAUUCUUUAUUUUUACUGUUUAUUUUCUUUGGUAAUUUUACAUAAUAUUAUGUAUUAUUGGUAAUCAUUAUUCAUUAUGUUUCAUAUAUAUCUCCUAUAUUUCUCUUCACUGUGUUUUCUUUCUUUCGAUUUUAACAGAAUCAUGUUUACUUUUUGAUAUUUUUCACUUUUCUCUUUGUAUGUUUUAACAUAUUGGUGCUUAUUUUAUUAAUAUUCGGUUCAAACUCCCUAUAGUAAAUGUGGGUUGUGGUUGUGUUGAGUAUAGAGGAUCUAUUGAAUGAACUGUUUUAGUAUUUAAUCACUUAUCUAAUGAAUCCAUCCAUUUAAUUUAUGUACUUACAUAAUUAAUCUUGUAUUUGUAUGAAUUUCAUUUUUAUCUCUCUUACAGGUUAUUUUUAUGUUUCAUUUUUUUAUUUUGUAAAUUUUCUGAUUUAAUUAAUCGAGAUAAAUUUGGUUAGUUUC
Messenger RNA from Schistosoma mattheei, 1319 nucleotides. NCBI's taxonomy places the organism in Eukaryota, Metazoa, Platyhelminthes, Trematoda, Strigeidida, Schistosomatidae. The record is from the annotation of a GenBank genome assembly.